CUACACCCCCGCUGCACCCCCUCUCCUCUCCCUCCUUUCCUUUUAUUCCCGGCCCCACCUGCCAAAAUGAACAGCUCGGAAGAGGAGAAGCAGCUGCAGCUCAUCUCCAGCCUGAAGGAGCAAGCGAUAGGUGAAUAUGAAGACCUUAGAGCAGAGAACCAGAAGACAAAGGAGAAGUGUGACAAAAUUAGGCAAGAACGAGAUGAAGCAGUUAAAAAACUGGAGGAAUUUCAGAAAAUUUCUCACAUGGUUAUAGAGGAAGUGAAUUUUAUGCAGAACCAUCUUGAAAUAGAGAAGACUUGUCGAGAAAGUGCUGAAGCUUUGGCAACAAAGUUAAAUAAAGAAAAUAAAGCAUUGAAAAGAAUCAGCAUGUUAUACAUGGCCAAGCUGGGGCCCGAUGUAAUAACUGAGGAGAUUAACAUUGACGAUGAAGAUUCAGCGAUGGACCCAGAGGAUGUUGCCAAGACUUGUGUCUCAGUAGAGUGUCAGAAGCAGAUCAAAGAACUUCGAGAUCAAAUUGUAUCCGUUCAGGAGGAAAAGAAGAUAUUAGCCAUCGAACUGGAAAAUCUCAAGAGCCGACUUGUAGAAGUAACAGAAGAAGUAAAUAAAGUUAAACAAGAAAAAGAUGUUUUAAACUCGGAAGUUCUUGAACAGAGAAAAGUCUUAGAAAAAUGCAAUAGAGUGUCCAUGCUAGCAGUAGAAGAAUAUGAGGAAAUGCAGGUGAACUUGGAGCUGGAGAAGGACCUUCGAAAGAAAGCAGAGUCGUUUGCACAAGAGAUGUUUAUCGAACAGAACAAGCUAAAGAGACAAAGCCACCUUCUACUACAGAGCUCUGCUCCUGACCGGCAGCUUUUGAACGCAUUAGAUGAAAAUGCAAAACUCGUCCAGCUCCUUGAAAAAGAGAGAAUUCAGCAUCAAGAAAAGGUCAAAGAACUAGAAGAGCAGCUACAGAACGAAACUCUCCACAAGGAGAUUCACAGUCUCAAACAACAACUGGAGCUUCUCGAAGAAGAUAAAAAAGAACUGGAACUGAAAUAUCAGAAUUCUGAGGAGAAAGCUAGAAAUUUAAAGCAUUCUGUUGAUGAACUCCAGAAGCGGGUGAACCAGUCUGAGAAUUCAGUGCCUCCACCACCGCCUCCUCCCCCACCGCCUCCUCCCCCUCCUCCCCCCAAUCCUAUCCGAUCCCUCAUGUCCAUGAUCCGGAAGCGAUCCCACUCCAGCAGUGGUGGUGCCAAGAAAGAAAAGGCGGCUCAACCAGAAACAACUGAAGAAGUCACAGACCUGAAGCGGCAAGCAGUUGAAGAGAUGAUGGACAGAAUUAAAAAGGGAGUUCAUCUCAGGCCGGUCAAUCAGACGGCUAGGCCCAAUGCAAAGCCAGAAUCUGCAAAAGGCUCUGAAAGUGCAGUGAAUGAACUAAAAGGAAUGCUGGGGACACUUAACACAUCCACUAGUUCAAGAAGCUUAAAAUCCCUUCACACUGAAAACAGUGAAACUGAGUUAGAAAGGAUUUUGCGCCGCAGAAAGUUGACAACAGAAGCAGAUAGCAGUAGUCCAACUGGAAUAUUAGCCACCUCAGAGUCCAAAUCCAUGCCCGUGUUGGGUUCUGUAUCCAGUGUAACAAAAACAGCCUUGAACAAGAAAACUCUGGAGGCAGAAUUCAACAGCCCGCCCCCCCCAACACCUGAGCCAGGUGAAGGGUCGUGUAAAUGGGAAGGAUGCUCAAGUUCCAAGGUUACAUUUCAGCCUCCCAGUAACACUGGAUACAGGAAACAAUACAUUGGCAGUGGAAAACAAGCCAAACCAGUUGUAGUUUUAGAUCCUGUUUCCACACACGAACCCCAAACCAAAGACCAGGUCGCUGAAAAAGAUCCAGCUCAACCCAAGGAUGAUGAAGGUGAAACUAAACCAGGAUACAAACAGAAAGUGAGAGAUACCAACAGCUCCAACUGCUGAUCCACAAGCUGAAGGCUGGCGUGUUCCGAAGUCCUUUUGCAAUGAGCACAUGAUUAGUCUUGGUGUAUUGGCAAGGGCUAUGGACACUCUGUUCUUGUCACUGUAUUCAGAAUAUAGGUUCUUUUCUGAUGUCACUUUUGUAAGUAGUUCACCUAUAAAUAUAAGUAAGCUAUUUAGCAAAAUACACAUUCUUUGUAGCUUUUUUUUGUUCAUAGGGAUAAGAUUUUUUUCUAAUUUCUGUAUUAAAUGUGACUUCUUUUUGAAGAUAACAGAAAAUUCAGAUGUUAUCUUCUUAGGUAAUGUGUGUACCGCUAAUCAAAUGUAAUGAUGAAAGGUUGCAGCACUUGUGUAUAAUUGGAUAAACAGAACUGACUAGCUUAAUAAGGUGAUUUUUAAAAAAAACCCAGAGAAGCUUCUGUUUUGCAUAUCUGAUCCUUUUUUUUUUUUUUGAUGGAGAAACUUCAGUAGCAUGGAAAUUGUUAGGCACUGUGGUAUACAAAUUACUUUCUAGGAUAUACUGAGAUAAGCUUAAAAUUUCAGGAGCUAAUGUCAAGCUAGCAGUCCCAUCAAGGCAUCUGGCUCCACUGAAGUGAAGUCGCUCAGUCAUGUCUGACUCUUUGCAACCCCAUGGACUGUAGGCCACUAGGCCCCUCUGUCCAUGGGAUUUUCCAGGCAAGAGUACUAGAGUGGGUUGCCAUUUCCUUCUCCAGGGGAUCUUCCCGACCCAGGGAUCGAACUUGGGUCUCCUGCAUUGCAGGCAUACGCUUUACCGUCUGAGCCACCAGGGAAGCCCCAUACUCAGUGUUAAUUACACACAUUAUUAACUAUGGGAUGAUUGUGUUCAAAGCCUCCCGAAGACUUUGGAGGGAAUGCUCUAGUGACCUGAAUGCAGAAUUGAGGUGAAGUCCAAAGCUUGAAUUUAAUAGAGUAUUAUCUUGGUAAACAGUGUGUUCAGUGCUAUGAGUCAAUUGUGUUUUCUCAUGUACUCGUGCGGCACAAGUACCAUAUUUUAUCACAGUUCUUAUAUACAGUGAAGAUAAGUGACAAGCAUACAAUUUCUUGCUUCACUGCUGUUUUACAUUACACAAGUUUGUUGUUUUGUUUUGUUUUGUUUUUAAGGAAAUUAGGUGGUAGUUAGUCUCUAAAUUAAAUACAAUGCUUCAGUCUACCACAGUGAAUAAAGAAAUGUAAUCAGGGAUUUUAAAAAAAAGACUUAUGCAGCUUUUCAAAGUUGAUUGUUUCAAAAUUGGUGUUUAUUUAAAAUAAGUGGUAAGGUACUUGAAUGCAUUUUCUUAUGACAAUGAUUCAGUAAUGGUAAUUUUACUAUUAAAGAAAGUGAAAGGGUUAGUUUUGUUAGCAUAGCUCAGCAUGAAGCUGUCAGGUGCUUCUCACCUAAGGGCGGAAGAAAAUGAUAGUAAUAAUUGCAGUAGUUGUAUUUUAUUUUUGCACGUAUGCUAAACAUAGGCUUGAAAAGGUGGUUAGGCAGGUAAAUGUACUUCCUAAAUUUGGAGAUAAUUAUCUUUCUGUAGGUUCGUUAGGCUUGGCUGUUUCCAUGUUUCUUCCAGUGAUGUUUUUACAGUUACUUAUCCGUUCACUCAUAGGGAAUUAAAAUGUAAUGUUUUUCAACUGUGACUUCCCCUGAUUGAACAAUACUGCUGUAUGAUAUACAAAUUACAAACUGCAUUAAUUCACUGAAAAUAAGGUCUGUUAUGCUGUGAUUUGAACUCUCCUCAGCACAUUUAUUAAAAAGCACCAAUAGUUUCCCACUAAAGGUCACUUGUGGCUAUUGAUAUUUUUGGUUUAGUUCCCCACACUUGACAUCCUUUAAUAAAAUAAUUGUAUAAGA
Messenger RNA from Cervus elaphus (red deer), 3799 nucleotides. It is a transcript of the gene SHTN1, whose product is annotated as shootin 1. The transcript is spliced from 17 exons. The coding region runs from base 67 to 1953 and encodes 628 amino acids. NCBI's taxonomy places the organism in Eukaryota, Metazoa, Chordata, Mammalia, Artiodactyla, Cervidae. The record is from RefSeq and is a predicted model, not a curated record.